Molecule: messenger RNA, 1441 nt
Organism: Boeremia exigua
Lineage: Eukaryota; Fungi; Ascomycota; Dothideomycetes; Pleosporales; Didymellaceae
Product: P-loop containing nucleoside triphosphate hydrolase protein
Exons: 4
Coding region: 29-1297 (422 amino acids)
Cellular component (GO): cytoplasm
Molecular function (GO): GTP binding; ATP hydrolysis activity
Source: RefSeq, a predicted model, not a curated record
ACUUGUUUUUCGCACAAAUCAUUCAGCCAUGCCGCGCGACCCGCUGAUCGGCCUCGUGGGCAAGCCGUCGUCGGGUAAAUCCACCACACUCAACAGCUUGACAGACGCCACGUCCAAAGUUGGGAACUUUCCCUUCACCACAAUCGACCCGCAACGCGCCAUCGGCUACCUGCAGAUCGAAUGCCCCUGCGCGCGCCUCGGGCUGGCGGACCGCUGCAAACCGAACUACGGCGCCUGCGUCGAGGGCCGCCGCUCCGUGCCGAUUGAGCUGCUCGAUGUCGCCGGUCUCGUGCCCGGCGCGCACAUGGGCAAAGGACUGGGGAACCGCUUCCUCGACGACCUGCGCCACGCAGAUGCGCUCGUGCACGUCGUCGACGUCAGCGGGACGACCGACGCAGAAGGCAAGGCCACGCGCGGCUACGACCCCAGCCAGGACAUCGUGUGGCUGCGCAGCGAGAUCGUGCGCUGGAUCCAGGGCAACCUGAUGGAGAAAUGGGGCAGCAUCAAGCGGCGCCACAUCGCCGUCAAAGCCACCCCGAUCGAAACCCUGCAGAACCAGUUCUCCGGCUACGGCUCCACCAGCGCCGUCGUCGCCCGCUGUCUCGACAAACUCGGGCUGCUCAGCGGCGCCACCAAAGUGCCCCUCGAGCACUGGGACGACGAGACCAUCGAGCGCGUCGUCAACGCCUUCACCGACGAGAAAUUUCCCACCGUCAUCGCCCUCAACAAAAUCGACCACGCCGACGCCGACAAGAACAUCGCCAAGAUCGCCAAAACCGCCGACCCCAAGAGCAUCGUCCUGUGCAGCGCCAUCAGCGAGGUCUUCCUGCGCAAGCUCGCCAAGCAGGGCUUCGUCAAGUACACCGAAGGCAGCGAGUUCGUCGACACCCGCGCGGAUCUGAUCGCCGACGGCGACCCCACCGGCGGCGGCCUCAAGGAACUCGACGACAAGCUCGCCCAGCGCAUCGAGAACCUCAAGGACAUGGUGCUGUACCGCUUCGGCAGCACGGGCGUCGUGCAGGUGCUCUCGCGCGCGGCGGAGCUGCUCGGCCUCGUCCCCGUGUUCCCCGUGCGCAACAUCCAGAGCUUCACGUCGGGGAGCGCCGCCAGCACCGCGGUGUUCAGGGACUGUGUGUUGGUGAAAAAGGGCAGCACGGUGGGCGAUGUGUAUAGGAAGGUCAUGGGCGAUGCGCCGCUGGCAUAUGUCGAGACGGAGGGGGCGCGGCGGGUGGGCGAGGACGACGUGGUGAGCGUGGGGCGGAACGAUAUUCUGAGCUUCAAGGUGGGGAGGGCGUAGGUGUGGAAGAUAUCAACUCGUCAUCGAGACCGUUCAGUGCCAUUGGGUGUGAGACUGUGUCUGUCUUGUGGGUGCCGCGCUGCCUCUGCGGUGUUCAUGUUCUGUCCUGCCCGAGCAUCUGACAUCCUCCACCAACGCAUAGCG